Messenger RNA from Oncorhynchus tshawytscha (Chinook salmon), 3213 nucleotides. It is a transcript of the gene map2k2a, whose product is annotated as mitogen-activated protein kinase kinase 2a. The record is from RefSeq and is a predicted model, not a curated record. NCBI's taxonomy places the organism in Eukaryota, Metazoa, Chordata, Actinopteri, Salmoniformes, Salmonidae. Gene Ontology annotation, molecular function: protein kinase activity; ATP binding. The transcript is spliced from 11 exons. Bases 588 to 1793 code for a protein of 401 amino acids. Gene Ontology annotation, biological process: protein phosphorylation.
GGCAUGAUGGCUCAGACUCGCGAUUUUUUGGAAGACUCCCCAUGUUGCUGCUUCCUGUACUGAAACACCGAAUUCCGUCUCCGCAGUCUGCAACCAAGCUUCACACCCCGGCUCCAUACAGGGGAAGGUCUACAAGUGUACCCCUUUAACCUUCGAACGCUAACAAUCCUCGGUCAGUGACCAGACAGUCCUGUCAACCACAGCCGUUGUCCUUGUGGCGAGGGCCGCUCUGAUUUGAGGAACGCAGCACACGAUUUCCGUAGGGGAGGUGGUGCUAGCUGGACAAGAAGCGAAAGGAACAGUAAUGUGUACAAAUCUAGUGUACUAUUAUAGCUAGUUGUUUUUUAAAAUAUACCUUACUCGUUAGAUAUCUAAAAUAGUCAAAUGCACCUGACCUGAUGGUGACGUGCAUGUGUGAUUGUCCUUACAAACAUCUGUCUGUCAUGCUCGCAAAGUAACUAGCUGGCUAAGCCACUAACAGCCAGCAACAUUUACCCCUGUUGCUGUUUUAGAACAACUUUGAAUUAUCAGUUCCUUGUACUGAUUUGCUUCGGAAAGUCGUCCAGGGCACUGUAAAAUAUUUCGAUAUGGCUCCGAAGAGAAGACCCGUUCCCCUAAAUAUCACGCCCAUUGGAGAGGGGCAGUCCAUCUCCACAACCAUCGAUGCUGCGUCUGAAGCCAAUCUGGAGGCCUUACAAAAGAAGCUAGGAGAGCUAGAUUUGGACGAACAGCAGAGGAAACGUCUGGAGGCUUUCCUCACCCAGAAAGCCCAAGUGGGCGAGCUGAAAGAUGAUGAUUUCCACCCCAUAUGUGAGCUGGGCGCUGGCAACGGUGGAGUGGUCAACAAGGUCCGCCACAAACCCUCCAGACUGGUCAUGGCCCGAAAGCUCAUCCACCUGGAGAUUAAGCCUGCCAUCAGGAACCAGAUCAUCAGAGAGCUGCAGGUGCUGCAUGAGUGCAACUCUCCCUACAUCGUGGGCUUCUACGGGGCCUUCUACAGCGACGGAGAGAUCAGUAUCUGCAUGGAGCACAUGGAUGGAGGCUCUCUGGAUCAGGUGCUGAAGGAAGCCAGGAGAAUCCCUGAGGAGAUCUUGGGCAAAGUCAGCAUAGCAGUACUCAGAGGACUUGCCUAUCUGCGGGAGAAGCACCAGAUCAUGCACAGAGACGUCAAGCCCUCCAACAUCCUGGUGAACUCGCGCGGGGAGAUCAAGCUGUGUGACUUCGGCGUGAGUGGCCAACUCAUCGACUCCAUGGCCAACUCCUUCGUGGGAACGCGCUCCUACAUGUCGCCGGAGAGACUGCAGGGCACACACUACUCUGUGCAGUCGGACGUGUGGAGCAUGGGCCUGUCCCUGGUGGAGCUGGCCAUCGGCCGCUACCCCAUCCCCCCGCCUGAUGCCAAGGAGCUGGAGGCCAUCUUUGGCCGGCCCGUACAGGACGGAGCCGAGGGGGAACCACACACCAUCUCCAACCGCCUCCCCAGACCACCAGGAGGGCGACCAGUCAGCGGACAUGGGAUGGACAGUCGACCAGCCAUGGCGAUAUUUGAGCUGCUGGACUACAUUGUCAAUGAGCCUCCUCCCAGGCUGCCACUUGGUGUCUUCACCAACGAUUUCAACGAGUUUGUGACAAAAUGUCUGAUCAAGAAUCCAGCAGAGCGAGCUGACCUGAAGAUGCUGAUGAACCACACGUUUAUCAAGCGUGCUGAGGUGGAGGAGGUGGACUUUGCUGGCUGGAUGUGUAAAACCAUGGGCCUCAACCAACCCAGCACCCCUACCCGUGGCACUGAAUGAGAAACCCAACGCCAACUGCUUCCCACAUGAGGAUCCCCAGUGCCUCACUGUGUCUCUCGCUCACACACACACACACACACACACACACACACACUUUGGCACCCCUUUCGUCUUGCUCUUAAGAGGUUUCAGCUCUUAAGUAUACUUAUCAUCAACAGGGCCCAUUUACUCAUUGUAUGACCACAGGUUUCCCAUACCAGUGUCGUGGUAGUCACACACAUGCUAUUUUUUCCUAUCAUAUUAAAGAUGAGGUACAAAGCACGGGGCGGCAGGGUGGCCUAGUGGUUAGAGCGUUGGACUAGUAACCGGAAGGUUGCAAGUUCAAACCCCCGAGCUAACAAGGUACAAAUCUGUCGUUCUGCCCCUGAACAGGCAGUUAACCCACUGUUCCUAGGCCGUCAUUGAAAAUAAGAAUUUGUUCUUAACUGACUUGCCUAGUUAAAUAAAGGUCAAAUAAAAUAAAAAAUAAAAUGGAAGGACUGCCAGUUUAUCAUUUCAUGAAUUGCCAUUGAUAUCAUCUUACCACUUGUAUUGGUAAAUUAUGUUCAUGGUUUGUGCAACAGCAUAUUGGUGUAGGCUGUAGAGGAGCUAUCUUUGACAAUGAAAGUGUCCAUGACAGAAAUCAAGUUAAGUGUUUUGAAGGUACAGGAGGACUGCAAACCAAAAAAGGUUCUCAUCAUGACUACUAAUGUUUUGGAUAUCAUGCCAGAUCAAAGUACUUAGUUUUGUACAUUCAUGACCAGUACAUUUUUGAGAGGAUACUUUCAAUGUUGACAUUUUUAUUUGAUUUUAAUGGUCAUUAAACACUGUAAAAUGAACAUCAAAAGUGCUCAUUUUACAAAAUGGAAUGAUUUACCAUAUUAUAUUAUCCAGACACCCCAGGUCAUUAUUUUGUUUUUACUUGUAUUUGUAUCAACUGCCUGAAACUCAUUUGUCAAGUUAGAAUCUCUCAAACCGUGACUACAGAUGCUCUGAAAGGUUCCGAUUUUUGCCAGUCUACUCAAUUUAUUCCCCAGAGUGUUUUUCGGUUCUGCUCCACUGUUUUGCUUUGCGUGAGUAAGUGUAACCUCCACUCCAAGCGUUCUCUUUGUGAAGCCCCGGCGUGGUGACUGGCUUUGUGCAAGCGGGUGGGUGGUGGUUGUAACAUGUAUUAGCCUGUCGUCUAUAAGAGCCCAUGUACUGUAUGUAUUCUCUGCUUCUGGCUGAUUUUAUCAUUCUCAACAGACUUGCAUUUGUUGGUAACAAAGUGGAUGCAUUGUCGCCUGUAUGUGUAUAAAGCUAUAAAAACAGUACGCAAGUACUAUUUAGCAGUCUUAAGAAACAAAAUGUUUUUGACUCGUAUAGGGGGAAGUGGAAGAGAUGUCAUUUUAUUUUAACGUGUUGGAUACGGUUGUAAUGUAAAAAUAAAACUUUGAAUGUA